Molecule: messenger RNA, 1128 nt
Organism: Durusdinium trenchii
Lineage: Eukaryota; Dinophyceae; Suessiales; Symbiodiniaceae
Source: the annotation of a GenBank genome assembly
AUGGAGCUUUGCUCGGGCCCGUCCCUGCAAUCCAUUCUAGAGGAUGUAUGCCGCCAACCGGAGGUCUCAAGGCGAAGCUUCCUGCCCAAGCUGCGGCGGCACUUCCGUGAGGUCACGUAUGCCAUCAGCUACCUCCACGGCAUGGACCCUCCCGUGGUCCAUCGAGACCUGAAGCCCGAGAACAUCCUUUUGGCCGAUGCCACCGAGCACAGCACUGCUCGGCUCAUUGAUUUCGGGUUAGCCUCCCUGAAAACGGAUCAGGAGGAGCACUUGGCGGUGGGGACGAUGGUCUUUAUGGCACCUGAGACCUUCACCGAUGUGAAGGCCCAGCUGGAUCAGCAGACCGACAUCUGGGCCUUGGGUGUGAUCUUCACGUGGAUCGUCACUGCCCUGGAGCUGGGCUCCCUACAGCAUCCCUGUCUGGAGCCCGAGGAUGGCGAAGAGUUCAAUGUCCGCUGGAUCGACCUGUACAACGCGUUCCGCGACCGAGUGCCGUGGAACCGUGCGCUGAUUGCGAGCUAUCCCACGGUGGGCAGCAUCCUCGACAAGGCGCAGGGGUCGAGGGCCCGGGCCGUUUUCCAAGCCUCCGACGAGUCGGACGGGCAGGUGGGAGAGGAUCCCUGGAUGUCCGUCUCGGACCCCGCCAUCUCGGCCUCGGCGGAGCUCUUGGAACGCGGCAGCCUGCUGUACAACCUCCGGACCUUCGGAGAGCUGACGAACCUCGAGAAGAAGAUCGUCUCUCUGGUCGCUGACCACGCGCCGGACGCCAAGCUGGAGCUUCUCCGGAGGACCUUCCGGGCCUUUGAUACCUCCAAGCAGGGCGUGCUGGAUGUGUCCGAGUUGAUCGAGGGCUUCAGGCGUGGUCUGAAUGUCGCUGAGGAAGACUUGAUCAGAGAUUUGUUUGAUUCGGUGGACAUCGACCACAACCAUGUCAUCAGUUACCAGGAAUGGCUUGCAGCCACCAUUGGCCCCGGCAUCCUUGACUCAGAAGCGGCGCUGGGCGCCUGCUUCCGGCGCCUGGACCCGGAAGCCAAUGGCGUCAUCACCCGAGACGAUCUCAUCAGGCGCGGCCACGCGGAGCGUCCCACGAGAGGUCCGGGGCGUCCGGGGAGUGGGGCACGGUGGUGA